CCACCGCGAUGGUCCCGCCCGGUCCGUCCCCGUGUGCGGCCCGGCCGGAGUCGCUUCCGGCGUCUCCCGCGGCCAUGGCGGCGCCGGGGGAGGCGGCGGCGGCGGCGCCCGGGGGCAGCAGCGGGCUCCGGGGGCGGAUCGCGGAGAGCCGCGCCGGGCGCUGGUGGCGGGGGCUGCUGCAGGACUACGCGGAGGCGGCGCGGGAAGUGGCGCAGGGGGCUCGGCGCCGGCCCGGCCGGGCCGCCGGCUGCCUGGCCCUGCUGGCCGGCGCGGCCGCCUGCGGUGCCGCCGUGCCCGGCGCCGGCUCCUUCGAGGCGGCGCUGCUGGAGGCCGCCGGCUCCCUGCUGCUGCUCUCGCCCUGGACCCGCAGCGGCGUCUCCGAGGGGCACGUCCAGCGCCUGCUGCGGCUGCGGGACCGCGGGCAGCUGCGCUACCGCAACCUCGUCUUCUUCGCGCUGGUCUACGAGGCGCCGUUCGACGCCGAGGCCGCGCUCUACCUGGCGCGGUGCCGCUACCUGCAGCCGCGCUGGCGCGAGCUCCCGGGCCACCUGCUCGACGUGGGCUUCUGGGGACGCUGGUGGGUUCUGCGCGCCAGGAUGCGGGACUGCGACGUCAACGAGGAGGAGUUCCGCCGCCUCCCCGAGCGCCUGCGCGCCGUCUCCUACCACCACCUCCACUCCGAGGCCAACGAGAGGCUCUUCGAGGAGAAGUACAAGCCCGUCGUCCUCACGGAGGAGCAGAUCGAGCGAGCGGAGAAGGAGCUGCCGCCAUCGCCGGGUGCCUCGGGACGGUGACGCGAGCCGAGGCCGCCCGCCAGGGCCGGCUUCGCGGCGUCCGGGUGUCGCGGUGCGGCCUCGGCGCCGCUCAAUAAACGCAGCGGCUGCCUGGA
Molecule: messenger RNA, 889 nt
Organism: Dromaius novaehollandiae (emu)
Lineage: Eukaryota; Metazoa; Chordata; Aves; Casuariiformes; Dromaiidae
Gene: TIMM29
Product: translocase of inner mitochondrial membrane 29
Exons: 2
Coding region: 9-794 (261 amino acids)
Biological process (GO): protein insertion into mitochondrial inner membrane
Cellular component (GO): TIM22 mitochondrial import inner membrane insertion complex
Source: RefSeq, a predicted model, not a curated record